Sceloporus undulatus (fence lizard) is the source of this 1095-nucleotide messenger RNA. RefSeq names its product motor neuron and pancreas homeobox 1 (gene MNX1). Gene Ontology annotation, cellular component: nucleus. Gene Ontology annotation, molecular function: DNA-binding transcription factor activity, RNA polymerase II-specific; sequence-specific double-stranded DNA binding. The record is from RefSeq and is a predicted model, not a curated record. The coding region runs from base 1 to 1095 and encodes 364 amino acids. The transcript is spliced from 3 exons. Lineage: Eukaryota; Metazoa; Chordata; Lepidosauria; Squamata; Phrynosomatidae. Gene Ontology annotation, biological process: neuron projection morphogenesis; spinal cord motor neuron cell fate specification; central nervous system development.
AUGGAGAAAUCCAAGAAUUUCCGCAUCGAUGCCCUGCUGGCAGUGGACCCCCCGAAACUGGCAGAGCCUCCCAGGAGCCAGACCUCGCCCUUGGCCCUGGUCACCUCCCUGGCCAGCCCCAGCCCCUCCAGCGCCUCCAGCGCCAGCCCUCCGGCCUCCUCCGCCGAGUGCCUCCGGACAGAGAGCCCUUCGCCCCCCAGGAGCCACUGCCCCUUGGUGCCCAAGCCCUCCUUCCUGGCAUCAGGGGCUGGGGGCUCUGGAGGGCACCCCCACCCGCACCCGCACCCCCACUCGCACCCCCACUCGGCCCUGGGCCUGCACCCGGCCGCCACCCACCCCCCGAUCUACGGGCACCCCAUGUACGGCUACCCGGCGGCGGCGGCGGCCCUGGCCUCGCAGCACCCGGCGCUGGCCUACUCCUACUCCCCGCAGCUGCCGCCCUCGCACCCGGCGGGCCCCGCCGAGCCCCUCAAGCUCAGCGCCGCCGGCACCUUCCAGCUGGACCAGUGGCUCCGGGCCUCCACCGCCGGCAUGAUCCUCCCCAAGAUGCCCGACUUCAGCUCCCAAGCCCAGUCCAACCUCUUGGGCAAAUGCCGGAGGCCUCGCACUGCCUUCACCAGCCAGCAGCUCUUGGAAUUGGAGCAUCAGUUCAAGCUGAACAAAUACCUCUCUCGGCCAAAGCGCUUCGAGGUGGCCACCUCCCUCAUGCUCACUGAGACACAGGUGAAGAUCUGGUUCCAGAACCGGCGCAUGAAGUGGAAACGGAGCAAGAAGGCCAAGGAGCAGGCAGCGCAGGAAGCUGAAAAGCAGAAGGGAGGAAGUGCUGGGGAGAAUAAAGGAGGAGACGAGGUGCAACAGUCAACUGUGACCCCUGAGAAAAGCAAUGGGGGAAGGUGUUUGCAGGAGCUCAGGGACAGUGAUCCAGAUGAAGAUGAGGAGGAGGAGGAAGAUGAGGAGGAGGAAGAGGAAGAUCAGCCUGGACACUGCUGCCCCUAUGGCUCUCCUGACUGUUCAGAUGGGGAGGACUCAGCAAGGCAGCCCCACGGCAGGCACGGAGGUGUCCACCCACCCCUGCCCUCUGCCCCGGCUCCCUGA